This is a messenger RNA of Lolium rigidum, 578 nucleotides long. Its product is annotated as probable calcium-binding protein CML25/26. The record is from RefSeq and is a predicted model, not a curated record. Gene Ontology annotation, molecular function: calcium ion binding. Bases 16 to 495 code for a protein of 159 amino acids. The transcript has 2 exons. Lineage: Eukaryota; Viridiplantae; Streptophyta; Magnoliopsida; Poales; Poaceae.
AUUGAGCAUUCACCGAUGGCAACCGCGGCCGUGGUGCAGGCAUCGUCGGUGUUCGCCGCCUUUGACAAGGACGGCGACGGCAAGGUAUCAGCCGAUGAGCUUCGCGGCAGCAUGACGGCGGCGCUGGGCGAGGAAGUCUCCGAGGAGGAGGCCGCGGCGAUCCUAGCUACGGUGGACGCCGACGGCGACGGGCUGCUGGACCAGGAGGAGUUCUCUAGGCUAGCGGAGGGCGUCGCCGGGGACGAGGCCGACGACGACGAGGUGAGGCGCCGGUGCCUGAAGGAGGCGUUCGCGAUGUAUGCGACGGAGGGCGGUGAUGAGGGCGCGAGGAUCACACCAGCGAGCCUGAUGCGGAUGUUGGACAAGCUGUUGGAGUCGUCGACAGAGAAAAUGGAGUUGGAGGAGUGCCGGGCCAUGAUCUGCAGGUUCGACCUCAAUGGCGAUGGCGUCCUCUCCUUCGAUGAGUUCAUGGUCAUGAUGAUGGGCAAUGUGUAAAGGACGUAUUUUCAUCGGUUUCAGAUUCUUUUAGAAAAAAUCUUCUUUCGGUUUCAAGUUGUUCAUAUAGACAUUUCAUUUGU